GGGACGCCAUUCUUCCACUCCAUGGUAGCAAGGGCGCAAUCUUCUGACUCUGACAUUUGCGUCCUUGUCGACGCCGACGUCGUUCUGCUGCCUGAAACUGUCACCUUACUGACAAAAUUCAGCAGAAUUGACCGUGAUUGGCUUCUCGUUUCAAUGUCACGCAACACUUCCAGUUUGAACGAGGAGAUUCCGGCCGGCAAAUGGGCGGCAGAUAGCGGCGACAGGGGGCUCAUCAUGGCGUGGAACAAUCCGAGGAAUCCGUUACUUGGAAGCGUUCUGCCUUCUUUUCUUUAUGGAAGAGGAGCACACAGCUGGUGGAUGGCUCAUGAGGUUCUAUCAUCUGAAAUGAGACUCGUCUUUGAUGCAAGCAAUCUAGUUCUUGGGUUAUACCCAGAAGAGUUCAGCACAAAGCGCGGUUCUAGAAACAGUGGUAGAUUACUUGAUGGAUCAUGGGAGUACCGUGCCAACCGCCAUCUCGCUGCGGUUUACGGGUCGUAUUGUUACCCCUCGCUACGAAGACAUCAUUCUCCCAUGCUGUAUGAAGUGGUAAAGCAUUCUGAAGAUUACAUGUUGAGAAAAGUUGAAGAGCCAACCUUCUCAAAUUUUAUCAAAAUAGGUAAAGAACACAUUGUCCAUGCAGAGGGUGACAGCCUACGGAAGAAAGAAAACAUUUGCUUGCCUGGCCAUCUACUGAACUAUUCUUCAGAAAAUCCAGAGGCAGCUGGUGUCCCAUAUUCAUUAGGAAUGCUCCUACAGUUUGUAGCUGAUCAGAAUAGGUCUAUUGUUCUUGGCGUGGCUGGGGCAAGUUACAGGGACAUGCUUAUGAGUUGGGUGUGCCGUUUGCGCCAUCUUGGAGUCACAAAUUUCGUAGUAUGUGCUCUAGACCAAGAGACAUAUGAAUUCUCCAUUUUGCAGGGUUUGCCAGUUUUCAGAGAUACAUUGCCACCAAAGAAUGUCAGCUUCGAUAAUUGCCACUUUGGAACCCAGUGUUUUAAGCGAGUGACGAAAGUGAAAUCGCGGAUUGUUCUGAAGAUUUUAAGGAUGGGAUACAAUGUGCUGUUAAGUGAUGUCGAUAUCUAUUGGUUUCAUAAUCCACUGCAGUUCCUGCAUUCUCUUGGACCUGCAACAUUUGCAGCACAAACAGAUGAAUACAAUGAGACGGGACCAAUAAACCUGCCACGCCGACUAAACUCAGGUUUCUACUACGCCCGGUCAGACCAUGCCACCAUCACCGCAAUGGAGAUGGUAGUGAAACACGCGACCAAAUCGAACUCGUCGGAGCAGCCAAGCUUCUAUGACAUCCUAUGUGGAAAGGAGGGUGUGAACCGCCUCGGCGACGACAGAUGCCUCGAACGCAGCACAAACCUCACCAUCAUGUUCCUGAACCGGGACCUGUUCCCGAACGGAGCUUACAGGGGACUCUGGGAGAGGCGUGACGUGCGCUCAGCUUGCAAGGAGCUCGGGUGCUUUGUCAUCCACAAUAACUGGGUGAAUGGGAGGAAGAAGAAGCUCCUGCGCCAGAUGGCGUCUGGGCUGUGGGACUAUGAUCCUAGCUCGAGGAUGUGCUUGCACAGCUGGUUGAUGCAGGUAGCAUCAGAGUGA
Messenger RNA from Lolium rigidum, 1602 nucleotides. RefSeq names its product beta-arabinofuranosyltransferase RAY1. The record is from RefSeq and is a predicted model, not a curated record. The transcript is spliced from 4 exons. Gene Ontology annotation, molecular function: glycosyltransferase activity. Lineage: Eukaryota; Viridiplantae; Streptophyta; Magnoliopsida; Poales; Poaceae. Bases 22 to 1602 code for a protein of 526 amino acids.